Molecule: messenger RNA, 3380 nt
Organism: Cynoglossus semilaevis (tongue sole)
Lineage: Eukaryota; Metazoa; Chordata; Actinopteri; Pleuronectiformes; Cynoglossidae
Exons: 6
Coding region: 360-3380 (1006 amino acids)
Biological process (GO): proteolysis
Molecular function (GO): zinc ion binding; 2-oxoglutarate-dependent dioxygenase activity; aspartic-type endopeptidase activity
Source: RefSeq, a predicted model, not a curated record
CCCUGGAUAGGAUAAGUGGUGGAUCUUGUUUAGAAGGUUCACCUUUCUCAAUUUUAGGCCGGUGGUGAACGUGGGUAGAGCAAAGCUCGGGAGCACCUCCGUGGCUGUAGGAAAGUGGCCACUUGCUAGCUGCUUUCUUUACUCCACUGGUUUCGUGUGCAUAAGUACCCCCCACAUGUGACUGCCAGAAGACUAGGGUUGAGUUAGCUAGUUUUGGUAUUAAUUUAAGUUAGAUGGGAACUCUCCUUAUGAUUUUUGGCUUCUCUAAAUACAGGUUUGCAUAAGGUAAGUGUGGAAAUAUAUUGUGGAUUACACUGUACUGUUUGCUUUAACUGUAUCUUUAAAUCUGAGUUGUGAUAAUGGCUUCGAUUGAUGAGUUUUUUCAAGCUCCUUCUGAUCACCUUCUCACCCAAUACACAAAAGAACAGCUUUUAAAAAUAGCUGAUAAUUAUGGGGUUGAGAUUGGUGAUAAAAGGUUAAAAGAAAAUAUUAGAACCAUUUUGAAGACAAACUUGGUGGAGUCUGGAAUCCUUAAAAGGGAGGAAUUUCAGGCCCAAGGAACCAAUGCAACAUUGAAUUUUGAACAACAGAAAGAAUUGUUAAAAAUGCAAUUGGAAUAUGAAAAACUUAAACAGGAAAGAGAACUUGAAGUACAGUUAGAACUUGAAAAAAUGAAAUUUAAAACUGAACAGACCAAAUUAGAGUUGGAACAUUAUAAGCUGAAUCUGAUUAAAGACGGUAAGCUUAAUGAGUGUUCAGGAAGGGACAGUGUAGGGUUUAGUGAAACGUCUUCUAGAUCUGAUUUAAGCACAAAGUUAAAGAUGGUGCCAAAAUUUAAUGAGAGAGAUCCUGACACAUUUUUUUCGUUGUUUGAGCGGGUUGCGGAAACUUGUGAGUGGUUAGACACAGAACGCACUCUGUUGUUGCAAUGUGUGUUCACUGGAAAAGCACAGGAAGCAUAUUCUGCAUUAAGUUCAACAGAUAGUAAAAUAUAUGUUAAAGUGAAAGCUGCUGUAUUGAAAGCCUAUGAGUUGGUACCUGAAGCCUAUCGACAACAUUUCAGGGGUGUGAGAAAGCGAGAGCAACAGACUCAUGUGGAGUUUGUGAGGGAGAUGGUUCUCCAGUUUAAUCGCUGGUGUUCGGCAUCAGAAGUUGUCACUUUUCAACAGCUUUGUGAUUUGGUAACACUUGAACAAUUUAAAAACUGUGUACCAGACAGUGUUGCUACUUAUUUAAAUGAAAGAAAAGUUAAAACACCCCAUGAAGCAGCGGUGCUGGCCGAUGAGUACAUCCUCACUCAUAAAAGUACAUUUGUUGACGACAAAGUUGUUGUGCAGAAUAGUGGUUCGGUACGCACAAGCAAAUCUUUUCUGUUACAUGGGGAGUCUGGUUCCUCUAGGUUCGAUCGUGGCUGGAAGAAAGGUGAUCCCAGUAAGAAUUGUAAUUAUUGUCAGCGUAAGGGGCACUGGAAAAAUGAUUGUCCUGUACUUAAAAGAAAAUCUAAGUUCUUAGGUAAUGCACAGGUAAAGCCAGCUGCUUUAGCUGCUUCAGCCCAGAAAAAAAUCCAAAUACAUAGUUCCAAUGACCUCUGUCCUGUGGCAGAGUCAAAUGAGGAUGAUGACUUUUCAGCCUUUAUUUCGGAUGGUUAUGUCUCCCUGUGUGGAGAGAAGGUGCCUAUUAAAAUCUUGAGAGACACUGGGGCAAAACAUAGUUUUAUCUGUGAGUCUGUCCUUCCUUUCUCCUCAUAUUCAGAUACUAGGAAUUUCAUAUUGAUGAGGGGAAUGGGCAUGACUAUGGUUCCAGUGCCAGUACAUAAAAUGGAAUUGGUUUCUGGUUUUGUUACUGGAGAGGUGGAAAUAGGUGUCCGUCCAGCCUUGCCUGUUGAAGGGAUCGACAUGAUUCUUGGCAAUGAUCUGGCAGGAAGUAGAGUUUGGGCUGAUGAUCCACCUUAUGUUGUCACUCAGGUUCCUGAAUUGCCACGAUCACAAACAGAGGUGGUGGAAACAAAUGAGGUUUUGUCUGAAGUGGAAUGGUUUCCAGUAUGUGCAGUAACUCGAGCAAUGGGGCGGAGAAAAGAUGAGGCUGCAGAGCAGGACGUAGCUGAGUCUAAAGUAAUGGUUGUCCCUGUGCCUCUUGAUUCCAUCUCUCAUGGAGAGUUGAUUGAGGAACAAAAGUCUGAUCCUUCAAUAAAAGCACUUUUUGAGUUGGUGUCUCCUAUGGAGGAGAUGGAAACUGCAGCUCAGGGAUAUUUUGUGAAAGAUAAUGUCCUGGUUCGUAAAUGGUGUCCCCAAACUGACAAUUUUGUGGGAAAAUCAGUGGUGCAAAUUGUGGUGCCUGCCAAAUUUAGAGAGAUGGUGAUGAAAGCCUCCCAUGAUGGUGUAGCAGGACACAUGGGGGUUCAAAAAACAUAUCACCGGAUCUUGUGUCAUUUUUUUUGGCCACGAUUGAAAAAGGAUGUAUCGGCAUACAUAAAGACGUGCCACACUUGUCAGUUGACGGGUAAACCUAAUCAGACUAUAAGUCCAGCACCAUUGUACCCUGUACCAAAUGGAAAAUCAAAGUUGUGCCAUGUAAAUUUGUUAAAGCCAUAUUGUGCUCGUAUGUCGCCAUCUCCUAGUCUCAAGGAGGCCCCUUCAAAAACCCUCCUAACCUCUGUGGUCAUGAAGUCAUUUAAACGCCUUGUCCUGACACACCUGAAAGCCAUCACUGAUCCACUCCUGGACCCCCUGCAGUUUGCCUACAGAGCCAACAGGAGUCAGCAUGUGAGAAUGGGGAAGCACACCUUAGACUCUCGGACCAUCAUCACUGGCUCUCUGCAGGGCUGUGAUCUUUCUCCUCUGCUCUUCUCCUUGUACACAAAGACCUGCACCUCAAGCGAUCAGAACAUCAAGCUCCUGAAGUUGGCAGAUGACACCACCCUCAUCAGAUUCACGCUGAUACUCAACAACUUAGAGCUCAAUGCCCUAAAAACAGUGGAGAUGACAGUGGACUUCAGGACAAGCCCACCCCCGCCCAUCACCUUGAGUGAUUCUCCUGUGGAUACUGUGGAACCCUUCCACUUCCUGGGAACCAUCAUCACCCAGGACCUUAAAUGGGAGCUAAACAUCAGCUCCCUGAUCAAAAGAGCCCAACAGAGGAUGUACUUUCUGAGGCAGCUGAAACAGUUCAAUCUGCCAAAGUCAAUGAUGGAUCUGCGCAGACUGCAGCGUACCAUCCGCUCUGCCAAGAAGGUAAUUGGCUGCAACUUACCUUCGCUACAGGACCUGUACACCUCCAGAAACCUAAAGCGAGCAAAAAAGAUUGCAACGGACCCCUCUCACCCCGGUCACAAACUCUUUGCGGUGCUCCCCUCUGGCAACAGACAAAAAGACUCUCAUUGA